Porites evermanni is the source of this 312-nucleotide messenger RNA. NCBI's taxonomy places the organism in Eukaryota, Metazoa, Cnidaria, Anthozoa, Scleractinia, Poritidae. The record is from the annotation of a GenBank genome assembly.
AUGCCCCUUUUUGCACAUUGCCUUUUUUGCGAUGCCUUUUUGCGUGUUGCCUUUUUGCGUUAUGCCUCUUUGCGUUAUGCCUUUUUGCGUGUUGGCUCUUUGCGUGAUGCCUCUUUGCGUGGUGCCUUUUUGCGUUUUGCCUCUUUGCGUUAUGCUUUUUUGAGUGUUUGCUCUUUGCUUUAUGCUUUUUUUUGUGUUGGCUCUUUGGGUGAUGCCUUUUUGCGAGUUGUUUCUUUGCGUUAUGCCUUUUUGCGUGAUGCCUUUUUACGUGUUGGCUCUUUGCGUGAUGCCUCUUUGCGUGUUGCCUUUUAG